AUGGCAGGAAGCCCGCGGGAACAAUGGGAGAGGCUGCAGGUCAUUCUCCAGCAACGAGCUAGAGCUGGUGGCGGCGGCGGUGGUUUCCGGUUUGGAGGAGGUGCGCCUUUUGGAGGCUCAGCUGCUGCGAUUGCUCUGCUGGUAGCUGGCGGAUAUGCGGUGUCGGCAUCUCUCUUUAACGUCGAUGGUGGUCACCGAGCUAUCAAGUAUUCGAGGAUAUCCGGUGUGAAGAAAGAGAUCUACAACGAAGGAACGCACAUUCAAAUCCCAUGGAUCGAAACACCCGUUGUUUAUGAUGUUCGUGCAAAACCAAGGAAUGUUGCGUCCUUGACCGGAACGAAGGACUUGCAAAUGGUCAACAUCACAUGUCGUGUUUUGUCGCGACCACGUGUUGAGGCUUUGCCCCAAAUCUACCGAACACUUGGCAAGGACUUUGAUGAGCGAGUUCUGCCAUCUAUUGUCAACGAGGUCUUGAAGAGUGUCGUUGCCCAGUUCAACGCCAGUCAAUUGAUCACACAGCGAGAGAACGUGGCACGUCUUGUCCGUGAAAAUUUGGCCCGGAGAGCAGCCCGCUUUAAUAUCACAUUGGAUGAUGUCUCCUUAACUCAUCUUGCAUUCUCUCCCGAAUUUACGGCUGCUGUCGAAGCCAAGCAGGUUGCUCAACAAGAAGCCCAAAGGGCAGCUUUCCUUGUCGACAAGGCCCGUCAAGAGAAGCAAGCUACCAUCGUCCGAGCCCAGGGUGAGGCCCGCUCUGCAGAACUUAUCGGUGACGCCAUCAAGAAGAGCAAGAGUUACGUUGAACUGCGAAAAAUUGAGAACGCACGGAAUAUUGCCCAGAUUCUUCAGGAAUCCGGUGGUAAGAACAAGCUCUACCUUGAUACUCAAGGCUUGGGCUUGAACGUCAACGCUGGCAGCGAGGUCGAAAAAUAG
This is a messenger RNA of Talaromyces atroroseus, 930 nucleotides long. RefSeq names its product Prohibitin-2. Lineage: Eukaryota; Fungi; Ascomycota; Eurotiomycetes; Eurotiales; Trichocomaceae. The record is from RefSeq and is a predicted model, not a curated record. Gene Ontology annotation, cellular component: mitochondrion; membrane. The transcript has 4 exons. Bases 1 to 930 code for a protein of 309 amino acids. Gene Ontology annotation, biological process: mitochondrion organization.